AUGUUAGGCUUCUUUAGGUUGUUUCAUUUAUUUUUAAGUUUACAAUUUGUUUUUACAGCAGUGUCUUGUAGUAGCUACAUUCGCGGGACCACUUUGAAUAGAGCAGUAUUGACUAGUUGGUAUAAUGAGUUAUCAUCAGCUGUAGAUAACAUAUGGUCGAACGUGACAGUAUGCCUAGAAGAUACUGAGUUAGUGGUCUAUUUCAGCGAACCCAAGAAAACACUUAACGGUAGUGAAACCAGGCUGGCUAUAAGACCUGUAAACACUAAGUACAAGUUCAUGGUAUUGUAUUCAGAGGGUGAUUCGCCACCUGAGGAUUGCUUUAACCCAUUCAUUGGCGGUGCGACAUUUGCUGGUAGCGAUGUCAACACUACGAAUGGUGGAGUGAAUGAUAACCAAUUAACGUAUAUCAACUCGUACAUCCCCAAUAAUAUCACUGACACUACGUUUACGUAG
This is a messenger RNA of Priceomyces carsonii, 456 nucleotides long. RefSeq lists its product as uncharacterized. The coding region runs from base 1 to 456 and encodes 151 amino acids. The record is from RefSeq and is a predicted model, not a curated record. NCBI's taxonomy places the organism in Eukaryota, Fungi, Ascomycota, Pichiomycetes, Serinales, Debaryomycetaceae. The transcript has a single exon.